Molecule: messenger RNA, 2929 nt
Organism: Durusdinium trenchii
Lineage: Eukaryota; Dinophyceae; Suessiales; Symbiodiniaceae
Source: the annotation of a GenBank genome assembly
GAAAAGAGCUGGCCAGCCUUCAAGGAGAAAGGAGUUCUCAGUUGUAGAGAAAGUCAAGAUUGCAGAGGACUUGGAGAGUAUGCAAAAGGAAUCUUCCAGCAGCAAAGAGCUCUUCAAGAAAGGCAGGUCCAGAUAUGGCCUAGACACCAGGACCUUGAAGCACCUCAUGUCCAAAAAGAAACACUUUGAAGACCAAAAGUCAAAGUUGAAGAUGAAGAGAGGCAGAGUUGUAGGGUCAAGGUUAGUCAGGGCAAAGGGUGCAGGCAGAAAGUUGGAGUUUCAGAAGGAGAUUGACAAGGUCAAAGAAAUGAUUUUGAAGGAGAGGUCCAAUGGAGUUGUGCUUGCAAAGGGUGACCUCCUGGAUGAGUUUCUAGCACAACUGAUUUCUUCAGCCCAAGAAUGUUUGAAGCAAGCAGAGCUUUCAAAGAGUGAGGCCCAGAAGAAGUCUUGGAACCUUGAAGCCAAGUAUUACUUUGCCAGAAGGGACAAACUUCUAGGCAGCAAGAAGUACAGGCAGUCUUUCUCCACAAGGCUUUUAGAGUACUGUGGUUCAAAGGAAGUGAGCAAGGAGUUGGUAAGCCCUUUGAGUGCACUUGAAGAGAAGACGCGGGCUCAAUUGUCUUGGCAAGCCAUUGACAGAAUGGUGUGGCUUGCAGGUGCAUCCCCUGAGGAAGACCUCUUGAAGUCUGAUAUCUUUGCAGACCCCAAGGAUGUGUUGAAGCCUGAAGUUAGGGAAUUGCUGACCAUUGGCUUUUCAGACCAGGUCCCACUUUGGGCCAAAGCUGAGAGUUCAAAGAUGGUGGUUUCUAGUGCAGAACUUUCAGGCAUCACAACUGCAGACAGGAAGCAGUUUGAUCUGUUCAGGAAAGACAUGCUUCAAGCUGUUGAUUUCUUCAAUCCAGAAGAUGCGUCCAGCCAGGUGGUGACCUUGGAAGGCGUAAGCAAGUUUGCAGGUGAAAGGAGGAUUGCAGGAAGUUUGACUGCCAAGGGGGUUGCAGAGAAUUCCAAGUUUAGAAUCACUUAUGAGGCGCGCCAAAGGAUUGUAGGCCUGCCAGUUGGGAGUGAUGGUGUUAGAGGGGAGGUUGCUGCUGGACUCCUGGUUUUUCCAGGGGUGCAUGCAAGGCUGUCAAAUCUUGACAGCAAUGGCAGGUGGAUUAAAAGUGAGGAGUUUGAAGUUGCAGGUCAAAAGAUUGUUCACAAGGCAGGUGAGGCUUCAAGGGCCUUGAAGUGGGCUGUUGAUUUGAGGAAGGAAGCUCCUGAGCUGUUUGAAGGCAAGCUGGACAUUAUGAGUCAGCCUUCCUGCAACCUUGACAGUGUUCUUUUGAAGUGGGUGAUUGAAGACCAGAUUGAAAAAGAACCUGUUGCAGUCUGGAUUAGAGAUAGCUUUGCAGCCAUUUUUUCUGAUGAGAUUAGAGAAACCCAGGCCCUUGGAAACCAAGUUUCAGCAAUUCUUUUAGGCAAGACAACCCAAAGGUUGCAGCUGACAGACACAGAUUUUGCCAAAGCCUUCAAGGCUGAUUUCAGAAAGGCUCUUGCAGAGAAGAGGAGUUCUCACAGGCAGUCUGGCAAGGAGGGUACUUUCAAGAUUUCCUACAGGACAGUGAUUGAAGCCACCCUUCAAGCCCAGGAGGCUGCAGUCAAGAGAAACUUGGAGACUUCAUGGGUGAUUAAAGGAGCCUUCAGAAAUGCACUUGUCAUUUACAGGCCAGACUUCAAGAGUGGGACUUUGAAGCCACUUGAAGCAAAGGAUUGUGGUCUUAAAGAAUUGGACCUUGGGAGCCACAGGAUUCCAAGUGAAUGGUUGGUUCCCAGAAAGAGCUGGUUGCAGAAUGGCAUUCCAAUGGAGCCAGAGUUCUCUUUGAGCCAGGCAGCAACCAAUCUUCAGAACCUUCUAGACUGGGCUGCUUACACAAACCCAGCCCUUGAAGAUGAGGAGGAGAAUCCCCUAGACAUUGAUGAUUCCAUUGAAGAGUCUCUGGGGCUUGGUUUGAAGAAUUCCUUGUUUUUGAGACUUCAUCCAAAGGUGAGGAAGGCAGCUUUUUUAGCUCAGAAAGAUGCAAAGUUUUCAGAAGUACUUGAGAGCUCCAAGGAAAAAGCUGCAAGACUCAAGCACAGGGCAGCUUUAAGGCCUGGUUUGUUGAAGGCUCUUAGAGAGAAGCUUAAAGGAAUGAGCAAGAAGGAAGCAAUUGAACAGGUGGUUGCCAAGAGCAAUGCAAGCAAGAAGAAGAUUUCAGCAAUCUUCAAGCCUGGUGCAAAGACAAAGCCAUCCAUUUUCAAGAAAGCAGCUCUGAAAAACCUCAAGAAAAGCAAGGCAAAGAAGGAGGCAGACAAGGGCAUUCCAGCAGCCUUGAAGGCUGACAAGAAGAAAGAGUUGGAUGCAAUUGUUGAACUUCCUGGGGAGACAGUUUCAAGUCUUCUUGUCAAGCAAAAGACAUGGCUUCCAGUGAAGGAGUGGGCUCCUUUCAACAAGCUUUCAAGAAAAAGUAAAGGUGAAGCCCUUUACAUGAUUGGCUUGAAGCCAGAGCCCUUUGCAAGCGCUGGUGAUGAUUUGAUGGACCUUCCAAGUCAUGAUGAAAACUUUGAUUCUCAGCAUAUGCUGGUUGGCUUUGAGCUUUUGAGGUGGCAGUUCCAGGACUACUUGAAGGAGGUGGCCCUCAUAGACCCUUAUUUGACCACAAUGUAUUUGAGAGAUGAGGAUGUUCCACAAAGAGAGUUGUUGAAGAAGACCAUUCAAGACUUUGGGGAAUCAGAUUCGCGGGUGCUUCUUUGUCCAAUUUGGAGUGCCAAGACAAUUUGUCAUUGGACUCUGCUUACAGCUGAGAGGGUUGAAGGGAAGUGGUCUUUUAGGUACAGGGAUACCUUGGCAGACCCAGUAGAAGAUUCCUUGAAGAAGGCUUGCAGUAUAGCCAGCCUUUUGCAGAAGGAAGAG